This is a messenger RNA of Parasteatoda tepidariorum (common house spider), 2444 nucleotides long. The record is from RefSeq and is a predicted model, not a curated record. Lineage: Eukaryota; Metazoa; Arthropoda; Arachnida; Araneae; Theridiidae.
CCCAUUCGCGUUUUUUGAUAGAACAAGCAACAGGUUUUAUGUGCACUGAUACGAGUUGAGAAAGUUCCUUUGGUUCAUUCGCACUGUGAAGGGGUGAGAGGGGGAUUUUUCGAGAAUUUCAUCCUUUUAACGUCGUUUCCCCACUCUCUGACGCACAUUAAAUAGCUAGUUUCUGUCUUCCAACAACAAAUCUUAAUAGUAUCUCCCCUUGGAAGGAUUUUUAACUAGCGUAAAAAUUUCUCGCUCGUAAAAGGACUGGAUUCAUUCAAAGAUUUGGCAUCCUCUCAGUUUCUCUCCUUUCAUCAUUGAAGGAGGAUUAAAGAUCUUUUUAAACGUUCAUUAAAGAUCCUUUUAAACAACGUUCAUUAGAAAACUUUUGAGCCAAGGAAGGAUUUUCUUCGUCUGUUCAUCGCUGUGAAUUUAUAGUCUUUAAAGGUAAACAAAAGUUGUAAUAAAAAUGACAACUCUGGUGAGAUCAGUUUCCGAUGUUUAUGACGAAUAUAUGGCAAGUGGAGAUCCGAGGGUGACGGAAUGGUUUCUCAUGGAUGGACCAGGACCAACCAUUAUGUUAGUGAUACUCUACGUUCUAUUUGUGAAGAAAAUUGGUCCAGCCUGGAUGGAGGACAGGAAACCCUUCGAUCUGAGAUACGCAAUGCUUCUUUACAACGCAGUCAUAGUUCUCACCAAUUUUUACCUCAUUCUAGAUACAUUCCGAAUUUUGCUAAAACCAAACCACAGUUGGACUUGCAGAAUCGACAAAAAUAAAUACGAUCCUGAUAACGUUCGAUUGGCAGAAUUGGGCUGGUGGUUUUUCUUCAUAAAAUUUAUAGAAUUUGCUGACACAAUUUUCUUUGUUCUGAGAAAGAAAAAUAGCCAUAUCUCGACUCUUCACGUGGUUCACCAUGCUGUCGUUCCCAUUGCCGUUUGGGGUGGACUGAGAAUCGAACCUGGAAGUUAUAAUUACUUUUUCCCCUUGAUCAACACAAUUGUGCACACCGUCAUGUAUUCAUAUUAUGGACUUGCCGCUCUGGGACCCAAGGUGCAAAAAUUCCUCUGGUGGAAGAAAUACCUCACAACAUUCCAAAUGAUCCAGUUUGUCAUGGUAUUUUUCUAUGUACUCAACCUCAUGAUCACUAGGUGCCAAGUAUCCAAGUUUAUCAUUUAUUUGAACACAUUUUUGGCCGGACUUUUCCUUCUCAUGUUCUACGACUAUUUCCAGAACACCUAUAUGAAGAAAAAGGCAGUAAGAAAGCAACGAGCCCUGGAAGAAGAGAACAGAGCCAAACUUGCUUCCAGUGACACCGCCAGCAAAAUGAACGGUCAAAUUCCCACAGUUUCCCAAAAAGUUUUAGAGAAAGAAAUAAAGAAAAACGGAUACGUGCAACCAGUACAGCUGAACGAAAAAUCUGAAUGAACAAUCUGUGUCACUUAAAACUAAAACUAGAUCGGUCUGAACUAUUGACUUUUGAGAAAUGGUGUUUUCUGAAAACACAGUUUUAAGCGAGGACAAUCUGUUCCAUUAUUGUUAAGUUUUCAUAUUGACGGUAUUUUGUAAGCACAAGUUUUUGUUAAUUUCAGGCAAAUAUUUUAUGACAAACACCGGUUCGAUGCUUUAUAUUGUUUUACUGCAAGGUUUUCUAUUUAAUCUAAUAUUCUAUACAUUUUUAAGAAAUUAUGCAAUAUGUAAAUUUAAGUUUUCGAUCAACUGAAGACGCUAAAAGUGAAAUUAAAUUUGAAUUAUUAAAAUUUCCAUUUAAAAGUUUUAAAUUGUUCCCUAAGUAUUAAGAUCUUUGAGUAUUUGUUUUGGAGUUGUAAAACUAAGAAAUACGUUUCCAGAAAAAUUGCUAAUUAUUUUUUGAAGUGUUGUGUUGAUCAUAAUUUUUAUUAAAGCCGUAAUUUGAGUUUUGGUAAUUAGAUUAAAAAGCAGUGUUACAUAAUUGUUUUUCAUCGGUAAAUGUAUAGAAAUGUUAAGGCUUCUGAAUAUCGAAAACUUAAAGUAAACACGUUAGAAUGAGCUAAAUAUCAUUUUUUUAUGUAACUGUCGAAUUGUUUACAUAAAUUUAAGUGUUUUAAAGAUUCAAAUUAACGUGUUUAAAAUAGUAAGUUCGCAGCAGCUCAGGAUUUAGCGAAAUUCUUUUUAACUCUUAUAUAUAGGGUUUUAAAACUGGAAUUUGUUACAGUAAAAUGAUCAUUUUAUCUUCUGUAAAGAGUUUUAACUCAGUGUAAAUUUCUGUAAAUAUUCCUUCAUUUCUUAGACUGUACAUUUAAUUGCUUUCUUCUGUAACUAAACACAACGUUAUCUCUGUAUAAUAAUCAUAUAGGAACGACCAUUUUUUGAUGGUUUUUUUUGGGGGCAAAUAUUUUUGUUUAAAUGGAAUUUGACACUUUCUAUGAACGUGUAUACAAAUUUGUUUUAUUUAUGAAUAAAUGUUUGUUUAAAUGUU